Messenger RNA from Magnolia sinica, 6181 nucleotides. Its product is annotated as U11/U12 small nuclear ribonucleoprotein 48 kDa protein-like. The record is from RefSeq and is a predicted model, not a curated record. The transcript has 5 exons. Bases 57 to 2447 code for a protein of 796 amino acids. NCBI's taxonomy places the organism in Eukaryota, Viridiplantae, Streptophyta, Magnoliopsida, Magnoliales, Magnoliaceae.
UUACUAUUUCUUUCCCGCCCCUCCAUUUCUACUGAACUCUGUCUCAGAUCUCCGCCAUGAAUCCUGCAAAUCCAUAUCUCAAUCACCAUUCUUUCACUUUCCUUUCCCAAAACCCUAACCCUAACUCUAACCGUAGCCCUAGUUUUCCAUUCCCUCCCUUCCCAGCUCCACCCCUUCCUUCGAUCCUCACCACUCCAAACCCACCCCAAAACCCUAACCCUAAUCCACUCCUCCCUCCAAACACCACCAUCCCUGACGCAAUCUCGGCCCUCAAGCACUCCAUCCAUCUGGCGCAAACCACCCUCCAAUCUAUAUCCCGUCUUCUUAACCUCCCCUGCUCCGAUCCUCCCAAAACCCACCUCUCUCCCUGCCCUUUCAACCCCAGCCACCUCCUCCCCGUACAUUCCCUUUUUCUCCAUUUCAUCCGCUGCCGUUCCUCUCCCGCCGCCCUCUCCCCUUCCCUGAUUGACUCCCUCCGCUAUCCCAAAUCUCUCCUCGACCCUCCCAACCAAACCCGCUUCCCCAAAUCCGAUGCCGACCUUUGCUUAUCGCUCGAUGAAUACAUUGGCUUCGGUGGUUCAAAUUUCUUUUACAAGGACUGCCCUGGUGUUGUCCGAUCCUCUGACCAGGAUGCUGCCAGGAGGACUUUCACUCUUCCCGCAGUUUUAUCUGUCGAGUGUGCGAAUUUCGCCAGUGAUGGUGAUAACAAGGAAAUUAAGGAGGGGGUUCCAGAGAUUCUUCUUCUUCCUUCGGAAUUGUGGGCCUUGAGGAGAGAAAUCAAGGCAUGGAGUGAUUACCCGUCGUCGUAUUCUUACACUGUUCUGCGGGCCAUUUCCUGCUUAAAACGGAUGGACGAAUUGGAUGUGUUGAACUGGGUCAUUGGGAAUUCGCCUCGGUAUGGGAUUGUGAUCGAUGUCCCAAUGCGGGAUCACAUGUUUGUGAUUUUGAAGCUGUGCUUGAAGGUGAUUUGGCGGGAGGCUUCAAAGUCUCUGGAGUUGGUGACAAGGGGAGAGUUGGGUUCUGGAGAGAAUUUGAAGUUGUUGUGUUUUGUCUGUCCACGUUUGGUUGAAGUCCUGAUGUGGUUGGGUUUGCAGCUUUCUGUUUUGUAUGGAGAACAGAAUGGGAAACUAUUUGCCAUUGAGAUGCUUGCUCAGUGUUUAUUGAGUGCAGGGUCGGGUUCGUUGUUGUUCAUGUUGGGGGGAAAAGAGGAAAGGGAUUUAGAUGCUGCUGAAAGUUCAUGGUCUGAAGGUAAAAUGUUUGUUUCACAAGUUGCAGCUGCAAUUGCGGCACUGCAUGAACGGUCCUUGCUGGAGGAAAGAAUCAAGGAGUUGCGUUUUGGGGUACCACCUUCAAAAGUUCAACUGAUAAAUGAACAUUUAUCUGUGUCAAUGAGGGCAAAUGAGGAGCGAGCUAAGCGCCCUGACUAUAGAGCCUUACUUGAGCAUGAUGGGCUUCUUUGGCAGCAAUCGCGCAACCAGGACACAAAUAAAAACAAGACAAGAGAGGAGAUGUUGGCUGAGGAAAGGGAUUAUAAACGGCGGAGGAUGUCCUAUCGUGGUAAGAAGGUGAAGCGAACAACGACAGAGGUGAUGCGGGAUAUAAUUGAGGAGCACAUGGAGGAAAUCAAGCAGGCAGGAGGGAUUGGGUGCUUGGUGAAAGGAGCUCAAGAAACUGUAUCAAGUUCUGCUUGUGACAAAAUGGCAGAUGUUGAUGAGUUAAAAGGCAGCGGGCGCCGCUCAGUCGAAACAAACAGAAGUCAUUCUCAUGUUUAUGAGAGACAAGUACACACCGGCUUUAACAUCGCAUCUAAGAGGCUAGAGGAUGCUCUUACAAAAGAUCAAUCGGGCAUGAGCAGUGGUUUGAAGUAUGCACACCAGCAUCAGAGUUAUGAACGCCAUGCGUCUAAUAAUUCUUGGGAAGAUCGCAAGAGAAGUGUCAGCAGGGACAAUCAUGAUAGAGAGUAUAGAUCUAGAAGUCCACAUGGUUAUCGAAGUCACAGCCAGUCACGUGAGCGACAUGGGCGUCAAAGAGAGCAAGAGCAAGAUGAUGUGGAAGGGACCAGGAAUAAGUAUGAAAGGAAUGGUUCCUUAUCUUCUCACAGUUCUAAACACCGGGAUAACCAAUCCUUCUCUUCUUCUUCCUCAAAACUUUCACAGGAUUCAAGCACGAGUAAGUGUGAUCAGAUGCCAGAAAGUAAACAUAGACAUGGACACUGGACUCAGGGGAAGCAUAAGUCAGGUUCUGCAGCACAAAGUACUUUUGAUGACAGAUACGAUCCUUCUGGCUUAUAUGAUAGGUAUGAAGAGACUAGUGAUGCCUCUUUGGACAGCAAAUACAUUAGACCGGAUAAAUUGUACAGUCAAACAGAUGAUGUCAAGCAUCAUAAACUACAAAGACUUGACAAGUCUAGCAAAGGACAUUGCCCUGAUCAUCAGAAGAAGUCAUGAAUGGAUCUUAUGUUGUAUUUAUACUUUAGAAGUCAUUCAGGCUUCAGGAAUAUAUUCUAUGUUUGUAUCCUCCUUUGUAUCCUCAAGCUGGCCAUUUUUGUUCGUUAUAAACUUUUUUUAAACUUACUUUGCAAAGCACAGCAAAGAUUAAAAAUGUAUUUGCUCUUUGUCAGGCUUUUAGUUCUGCUUUAUUUCAUUUUCCUUUUCUGACUGAUGACUAAAUCCUAAAACCAGAAGGCUAUAAUAUAAGUUAAUGUUUAUGUGGUUUUUAAUUUUGCUAGACUGUAAUUUAUGGAGCCUGAUAAGAAAGCUCCCCCUCAAAAUGGCUCGUUUCCUCUUUCUUCGGUCUCCCCAUCCCCAAACAGCUCCCUCCCUCUUAGUUCUCGUCCACCAGCAGGUGUCUCUACCACUCGUAUCUCUCCCUUAAUGGUUCCUCCCCCACAAAGUGCAAGUAUGGAUGUCCAAAAGAUGUAAUUCGUGUUUGUGCAUAUUCAUCAGAAAUAAAUUUGCAGAUUGUCACAUUGGUGCAUUACAAAAUUGUCCACAAAAAGAAGUACAGGAACUGUCCACAGUAAAAAGCCAAAAUCCACCAACUCUACAUCAGUGGACAACCGAACACAUUGGUCCAAAAUACUUGAAUGCAGUCUUGCAAAACUCGCAUCUGUCCACAUUGUUCAGCCAUUGAGAUGGAAUUACAGUUGGCGCAAUCAAGCCAAUGCUUUGUUUGCCUCCCUGUGUUUGCUUGUGAUAGCUAUGUUUAAGAAAUUAUUCGCAUUCAUCCGCUGUUAUUGAAGUGAAUUGUUCCUACACUGAAAUUCAGUUCGUGGACGGCUAAGUUAAUACCUUGGUUCAGCCUUUGGAAGUUCAGUUUGGAUCAACUCUCUGCUGUGCUCCAGAUUCAUGAACUUGAUGCAGAAUUCCGCUUGUUUUUCAAUAAACUCUAAACAUGUACUCCCCCUCAUCAACUGGCCUUAGUGUCUCAAAAAGCAGGCUGAGGGCAAGUAACUUACCUUCAAUAAAUCUCAUCUCUAUGGAAAAGUCAUGCUUGUUAUGAAGCCACAAUUCUGCAACCGUCGCUGCCUGAUCUAUCAUGGAGUUACGUAUGUCCAUCAUAUAGGCAACACUCUCCUUGUUGCUACUCUCCAUGAUAUUCAUCUGAUGCCUGAAAUAAGUCAAAUGAGAAUCCAGGACAGAUCUUUGGUGUCACAACUGACUCUGUCGGCAUUAUCGAUGACAGUCUGUGCGGCUUUAUGGUUUUUGGUCAGAUUUUCAAUGGGGCCUGAAGCAGAAAUUCUAUGUACAUGCGAACAUUUCUAUGCUGUAGUCACUGAGCCACUACAGCAACAUACCAAAGGGAGAAAUAUGCAGGGCAAAUUUGAACAUAGCUUUGUAAACUGUUGUUCGUCUUCCAACUCCUGGAAUUGGGUAGAAAUUUGAACAGGAACAAUUGCAGUGAGAGAUGGAGGACCCCUAAAGUAGGCACAUGUACUGGAUGCUCUGCGUGACUCCCUGACCAUCUUUAAGUCUGUGAGUUAUCUGGAUGCCUGGUUAUGUGGCUUUUUCUCAUAUGUUGAGUUGUCACGUGCAUGGUGCUAUUUCCUUGAUGAAAGUGGGCUUUUCGAUCUCAUGUAAGAUACACACUGGAAAGGUGAAAUAUAAUACUUUUAUCCUUUUCUGGUUUUAUCUCGCAAAAUGGUAAUAUGGGUGACCAAAUAAUUUGCAAUGAUCUCUAAGGGACAGUUCUUUCUGUUUCCUGUUUUCCUUUUAUGAGCGAGUAUUAAUAAAUAGCCAUUACGCUUAAAAACAGGUGAUAAUGAUUUGGUUGACCAUGUUACACCUUCCGUCUAGGUCAGAAGUAUAUCGUUGGUUCCUUUCUUACAAAUGGAAAAUAAAAGAGUGCCCUCAUUAACAUAUUCACCCAAAGUAAUUUGGAAAGAUCUCUAGGGUAGUUAUGGCUGUUUCAUGUUUUCCCCUUUUGGGUAUUAAUGAAUUGCUAUUAUUCAUAAAAUCAGAUAACAAUGAUUUGGGUGACCAAGUAAAACCUUAUGUCCAGGUGAGAGAUAUAUCCUCACAAAUGGAAAGUAAAUGGAUGCCAUCAUAAACAUAUUUCUAAAAGUUGCAUUAAACUUUUGACGCUCCCCUUCAUGCUAAUAUGCAUGCCUUUAUCAGUCAAAGAUUUGCUUAUGAAUGAUUGAAAAAAUUCCUGCCUGGUGGUAAUGUCAGCCUCCAUUGCUUCAUACCAAUAAAUGGUCUUACUCAAACAAAAAGUAAGACUGAAAAUUUUGCUUCUUAGAAAAUGUCUUGCUCAGUACUUCUGUCACCUUCUUUCUCACUAAAUGGCAGAUGACCUGACCUCCAAUGGUUGGGUUCUUUCAUUAAGGAUAUGUUUUUUGAAGCUGUCUGUGUGAUGUUCUGACAUUGUAAUUAGCACAGAAUUAGGCUUGUUGUUGCUCUACACCUGCAUUUGGCUUCUCCCAUGACCAUGAGGCCUUAAAACCAUUUUACCAACUGCAGAAGGCUGUCUGGUAUUUUGCUUUAGCACUAAACUAGAUAGUGUCGAGCUACUCUUCCACACACGGUAAUCAUUGGUUGACUUUAGUCAUUUGCGAGGUACUGUCAGUAGGCACCAAGUGCUAGUAGUUUUAUAAAGCACAAUAGUUUUCUGGUUUUCUACCUAUAAAAAAAAGUUCUGGUGUUCUUCCUCAUGCGCAGAUGAGCAUUUCAUGGUUGAUGGACACAGUCGUACCAUUGGUUGCCAUUCAAAAAAAAAAAAAAGGACAAUCGUACCAUUACCAUUACUGAUGGACUGACAUUUUGGAAGUUAAUAUCAGUGGAGAUCGUGGUGCACAGCCUGUCUUAUCCCCAUCCAAAGGACAUUGAAUCAACAACCAUACAAGUCUUAGAAAGAGGAAGAAUCACAGGAAUUUUGGGGCUUACUGAUGAUGUCAUGCUGAAGUCAGACAGGCCCACAGAUCCAGGUUUGCAUGGAAAUGGAAAAGUGUGCCUUUUUUUUUAGUUAAGGAAGGAUUUUUAAUGGGAUUUUAUUAUUUUAUUUUUUUGGAAAAGCUGCAAUGAGGUAGAAAGCUUGAUUUAUUUGGGGUUCUUUCUUUCUGUUUUCAAUAGAGGUAGAAGCUGAAGUUGUCAGGGCUUUUGAGGGUUGAGGAUAAGCAAUAACCAAGGCUAGCAUUUAGUUUAGGGCUUUGUUGCUUUUGAGGAUUUUACGUGAUCAUAGCAAUUUUUUAUUUUUUAUUUUUUCCAUAGAAUGCCUUUUCACUGAAUUUUAUGCGAACUGCUAUUCUACUUUUAUGAAGUCUUUUUUGCUCCCUUUCAAUUCUAGAUAUGAUUUCUUGUUGAAGUUUAUUCUAUAUGUCAUUUUUAUUGAUUCUUUUCACCUAGUUUUGUUAUUGCUCGAGGAAUUUCUAUUAUGUCUAAAAGAAAUUACUGAAUUAGAGAGCUGAUGUGCAUAAAUUAGCUCUGAUAUGCAUCAGAUAGAAAUUGAAACAUCCUCUAUUAUUUAUUUUUAGUUUUUUGCUUGAUAGAAUAUGUUGCUUGGGAGCUUAGAUGUGCACUUCUAAACUGGAAAGUCUGAGCUUAUUUCGGCUAGAUGCCUUAGAUGAUUACUCUUCACGGGAGAAAAAAUUGCUUUGGCUGCUUGUAGCACGAUGUAACAUUAACUUCUAUUGAAUGCAGCCCAAUAACAGACUUAACCAAAACUGUGUAUCUUUGAGUGUCUU